GAGGAUAUCGUAGAUAUUUGCAAGAAAAGGACUGCCUUUGUCUCGGUAGAAGAGAUUGUCGCUCAGUUUGAAGAUGAUAAUGAAGAUGGUUAUUAUCACGAGAGAAAUCCACUUCUGCCUUGUCUUGGUACAAGGGUUAAAAGAGGACCACAUUGGCACUGGGGGAACCAAGAUAGCAAUGGUCCUGGCACAGUCAUUGGGCAUUCUUUGGAUGGUCGAUUAAUGGUUGAGUGGGAUGCAGGUGAAAAGAACUACUAUCGUUAUGAUGUUGCUAACAAUAUAUAUGAAGUCAUUGUCUGCACUGAUCCUAGGAUUCUUGAUACUAACCUUAUUGCACCCGGAUGUUUAGUAACCAGAGGUCCUGAUUGGGAAUGGGGAAAUCAAGAUGGCGGAGAGGGAAGUAUUGGAUCCGUUUACAGAGUCAGAAAGUCAGGAAGGGUUCAUGUGCGAUGGCCAAACGGCGAAAAAGGCGACUAUAGAUUUGGCCACCUCGGGAAGUUUGAUCUUAAUGUUUG
Molecule: messenger RNA, 515 nt
Organism: Saccostrea cuccullata (small rock oyster)
Lineage: Eukaryota; Metazoa; Mollusca; Bivalvia; Ostreida; Ostreidae
Exons: 4
Biological process (GO): protein ubiquitination
Cellular component (GO): cytoplasm
Molecular function (GO): ubiquitin-protein transferase activity; metal ion binding
Source: RefSeq, a predicted model, not a curated record